AUGGCUCAGCUCCUGAGUAGCAUCCUCAAUGUGAUUAAGGUGUUCCAUGAAUACGCCAGUAUGAAUGAUGACUGCACAUCCCUGUGCAAGAAAGAACUGAAGCAGCUUCUCCUGCAGGAGUUCAAGGAGAUCCUUCGGAGACCACAUGACCCUGAUACAGUUGACACCAUCUUGCAGCUCUUAGAUCGGGACCAUGAUGAAAAAGUAGACUUCAAUGAAUUUCUCUUGUUGGUGUUUAAAUUGGCUCAAUCCUGUUAUCAAAUUCAGAGUAAAAAAUCAUGUAGAGAUAGAAUUGGGGCCCACCAAGAACGAGGAAGAGAAAGAACCCGGGACCAUCAUUUUCCAGAGGAGGAUGUAGGAAAGCAACAAAAACAGAAGCAUAGGAGACAAAGGCAAGAUUCCCACUGUGGUCAGUCUGAGAGGCAAGAUGACUCUCGCUAUGGUCAGUAUGAGGGACGAGAUGAGGAUUCCCGCUAUGGUCAGUAUGAGGGACAAGAUGAGGAUUCCCGCUAUGGUCAGUACGAGGGACAAGAUGAGGAUUCCCGCUAUGGUCAGUAUGAAGAAGAUGAGGAUUCCCGCUAUGGUCAGUCUGAGAAACAAGACCAGCAUUCUCACCGGGGUCAGCCUGAGAAACAAAAUAAGACCUCUCGUUAUGGUCAAUCUGAAAGGUUAGGACAGGACUCACACCACACUAAUUCAAAAAGACAAGGACAGGAUGCUCACUCUGAUCAGUCCAGAAGGAUGAGACAGGAAUCAAGUUGUGGUCAGUCUGAGAGACAAAGGUAUGUCUCUUGCAUAGGUCAAAAUAAAAGACAAAGUCAAGGCUUUGAUUAUACUGAACCUGCAAGACAAGACGAUGGUUUUCAUUAUAGUCAGUCUCAAAGGCUGGGACAAGACUCACGCUGUGGUCAGUCAGACAGACAAAGACUAAACACUGGUAAUUGCCAUUCAGGUAGACAAGGACAAGAGUAUUACUAUGGUCAGUCAGGGAGACAAGGACUGGACUCUCAUUAUGACCAAUCAGGAAGAGAAGGAUUAGAUUCUCACUAUGACCAGUCAGGAAGGCAAGGACUGGACACUCAGUGUGGUCAAUCAGGAAGGCAAGGAUUGGAUUCUCACUAUGGCCAGUCAGGAAGGCAAGGACUGGACACUCAAUGUGGUCAGUCAGGAAGGCAAGGAUUGGAUUCUCACUAUGACCAGUCAGGAAGGCAAGGACUGGACACUCAGUGUGGUCAAUCAGGAAGGCAAGGAUUGGAUUCUCACUAUGGCCAGUCAGGAAGGCAAGGACUGGACACUCAGUGUGGUCAGUCAGGAAGGCAAGGAUUGGAUUCUCACUAUGACCAAUCAGGAAGGCAAGGACUGGACACUCAAUGUGGUCAGUCAGGAAGGCAAGGAUUGGAUUCUCACUAUGACCAUCAGUCAGGGAGACAAGGAUUAGAUUCUCACUAUGGCCAAUCAGGAAGGCAAGGACUGGACACUCAGUGUGGUCAGUCAGGGAGACAAGGAUUAGAUUCUCAUUAUGGCCAGUCAGGAAGACAAGGUCUAGACACUCAAUAUGACCAGUCAGGAAGACAAGGUCUAGACACUCAAUAUGACCAGUCAAGAAGGCAAGGACUGGACACUCAAUAUGGCCAGUCAGGGAGACAGGGACUAGAUUCUCACUAUGGCCAGUAUGAGGGAUUUGGACAAGAAUCGAGCUAUGGUCGAACAGACAGACAAGGUUUGGAUUCUGGUUAUAGACAUUCUGAGAUACAGGGCCAAAAUCGUCAGUUCCAAAGUAGCCGAAGAGCAGAACAGGAAGGGCAGGGGCUAACUAGAAGCCAGGGGUAUCUAUCUGGGGAAGACAGACAGAGCCACUUCGGACAGGGGCUAUGGCAACCAGAAAGGGAGUCUGAGCAGCGUCAACGUAAGUUGUAUGCCCAGUCUGUGGAGGAAAGACCUCUUUGCCAUAAAGGGAAAGAUUGGCAGCAGAGUGGCAGUCAACAGACUGGAGGACAAAGGCGUGAAGAAAAGCAAGUCCAUCAAAGAUACCACCAGCAAACACAUGAAGAAGAAGAGGUUCAUCAGACCAGGGAUAGACAAGGUCAUGAGGAGCAGGGAACCUCUUCUCAGAGGCGGGACAGACAGACCUGUGGCAAUGAGCAAAGUCAUCAGCUGCAGGACAGUCGAACACAGAACAGGCAAACCCAAGAAAAUGAGAGGUAUCCUCAGACCCGGGACAGACAAGAUCGACAAGCCUGUGGUAAUGAGCAAAGUCGUCAUCUGAGGGACAGGCGAACCCAUGAGACAGAAGAAAGCGAGGAAGAAGAGAGUUCAUGUCAGACCUAUGAAGGGCAAAGACGACAAGAGACCCAGAAUCGGCGAUGGCAAAAAGACCAACAGAGUUAUCCUCAGAAAGAAGGCUCCUCCAUGCGUGAGCGUGAUCACCUACAUCAUCAGAGACAGGGUUCUCAGAGGAGGCCUGGGAACCAAAGUUCCCAGCCAAGCCAGGCCUAUGGAAAUCUUGGAGGAAGAUCAUCUGAUGGAAGCCACCCCACUAACUCAACUGUUUCUCCUAGCCCCCUCUACAAGUAUGUACAAGAGCAAAAAGGCCAGAGGCAUCACUACUAA
This is a messenger RNA of Dromiciops gliroides (monito del monte), 2610 nucleotides long. It is a transcript of the gene RPTN, whose product is annotated as repetin. The record is from RefSeq and is a predicted model, not a curated record. The coding region runs from base 1 to 2610 and encodes 869 amino acids. The transcript is spliced from 3 exons. Lineage: Eukaryota; Metazoa; Chordata; Mammalia; Microbiotheria; Microbiotheriidae. Gene Ontology annotation, molecular function: transition metal ion binding; calcium ion binding. Gene Ontology annotation, cellular component: cornified envelope.